GUCAAAAAUAUCAAAUUCUCAGUUUAUGCUUCAAAACCAAAUUUAUAAGAGGUUUUAAAAAUAGGUUCUUUGUGACGCAAAAUUCCAUGAUGUACAGUAAGGAAAUAGAUGGAUGCAGUUCAAUGCAUGAUUCAUAUAAUUUACCAAUACAUUUCUUGGUAGUCCCAAAAAAUAUUGCGAUCAGGUUGUAAAUCACAGCUGGCCUGGUACAUUGUUGGCUUCCUGCACCCAUUCAGGUUGCACUGUUUCAGUUGCAAUGACUCAAUAUUUUGAACAAAAACGGACAACUGUAACUAAGGCUGGAAAUGUCAAUACAAUCAAAUUAGCAAGGGCAAUGAUCACAAGUCAGUCAUAACGUGGCUAAUAGGCUAGCGCACGUGUCAAACACAAGACCCGCGGGUCGAAUAGGACACACAAACACCAUGACCCAGUCGGAGGAUAAGCACUCACAAGUGGACGGCACAGAUACUGAAAUGGACGUCAUAGACGCUGAAAUGCACUCCAUUGAAAGGUGACUUCCAGCCACUUCACCUUCCCAAACUUUUUGAAUAUGCCAGGACUUCAUGAUGAGCUCCAACAGCACAGACCCUGGCCUCUACCUGACCAUCAGCUCCCCAGGAAUGGGCAUCAUCUACCCAGACACCAACACUCUCCACAGGGACCCCUGGCCAGAGCUAACCAGCCUGGAUGACAAGGACUCCUUUCUCAGUGGCCUCAUCAACCUCACAGGCUCGCUCAAUGAGACGGUGACCGCUCUGACCUACGACCCUCUGGGGGGUCACACAGUGUGGCAGGUGGUUCUCAUUGUCUUCCUCACUGGCCUCCUGUCCCUGGUCACCAUCAUUGGCAACAUCCUGGUGGUGGUAUCCUUCAAGGUCAACCGCCAGCUCAAGACUGUCAACAACUACUUCCUGCUCAGCUUGGCCGUGGCUGACCUCAUCAUCGGGGUCAUCUCCAUGAACCUUUACACCACCUACAUCAUCAUGGGCCAGUGGGCCCUGGGCAACUGGGCCUGUGACCUGUGGCUGGCUAUUGACUAUGUGGCCAGUAACGCAUCCGUCAUGAACUUGCUAGUCAUCAGCUUUGACCGUUACUUCUCCAUCACCCGGCCCCUCACCUACCGCGCCAAGCGGACCACACGGCGGGCUGUCCUGAUGAUUGGCCUGGCCUGGUUCGUGUCCCUGGUCCUUUGGGCCCCAGCCAUCCUGUUCUGGCAGUACUUUGUGGGGGAGCGCACAGUGCCCCAUGAUAAGUGCUACAUCCAGUUCCUCUCAGAGCCCAUCAUUACAUUCUGCACGGCCAUGGCUGCCUUCUACCUGCCUGUCACUAUUAUGAGUGUGCUCUACUGGCGUAUCUACAGGGAGACACAGAACCGCGCGCAGGAGCUGGCUGGCCUGCAGGGCUCAGGGAGCAGAGGCAGGGGAGGGGAGAGGGCUCACUUCGUCCACCACCAGGCUGGUAGUGCCAGGAGCUGCAGCAGCUACGAGCUGACCCAGUCCUCCCAGAGAAAGAGCCCCGGCCGGGCGCUGGCCGCACGCUUCCACUGCUGGCCCAUGAUGCGCUCCUGGAGGCCUGGCAGCACCCGGCCCGGGGAGGGGGACGCUGACCACAGCAGCAGCGACAGCUGGAACAACAACAAUGCCAGGCUGUCAGUGGACCACUCAGGCUCGUCUGAGGACGAGGAGGGAAACGGUAGAGGGAUGAUGCCUCAAGACCAUGCCAUCUUCUCCAUAGUCCUCAACCUGCCAGGGAUGAAGGCAGCCGUCAACUCCCACCUCACCUCCUGCGAGGACCUGGACCUAGCCUCAGAAGAGGACCCCCUAAGGGGGGAGGAGGACAGCCGGGAUGGCCUCUCUACCACCACCACUACUACCACUCCUGAUGGGGCCAACACAGACAACAGCAGCUACCACCAACGCUUCCCCUCCCGGAUAUCCAAAGUCCAGUCCAUGCCUGCCCUACAGGCCACCAGAGUGGGGCCGCUCUCUGGCUCCUCUGCCACCGCCACCAAAUCACCCUCGGCGCCCAUCUCCUUCAAAGACGCAGCUCUAGCCAAGAGAUUCGCCUCCAGGGCGCGGACACAGAUCACCAAGCGCAAGCGCAUGUCUCUGGUGAAGGAGAAGAAGGCGGCACAGACCCUCAGCGCCAUCCUGUUUGCCUUCAUCAUCACAUGGACACCCUACAACAUCAUGGUGCUAGUCAACACCUUCUGUAAAGACUGCAUCCCCGAGGCUCUGUGGGCGCUGGGCUACUGGCUGUGCUACGUCAACAGCACCGUCAACCCCAUGUGCUACGCUCUGUGCAACAAGACCUUCCGCACCACCUUCAAGAUGAUACUUCUCUGUCGCUGGGACCAGCGCAAGCGGCGGAGGAAGCAGCAGUUCCAGGAACGACAGUCCGUAGUGUUCCACAGGAGAAUUCCUAAAGACUCAACGUAGAGGGAUAUAGACCCAGUGGGAAUCUGGUGAUGACGAUGAUGAUGAUGAUGUUAAUGAUGAUGAGUCUGGGAUCUAACAGGACAGUGGAUGGAUGAGGCAUCCUAAAGGUUCUGUCUGUGGUUUUUAACUGCACAGAGAUUCCCAGGGAGGCGGCCAUGUUGUUGCUGUGGUGUCUGAUGUUCUCUGUGGAGCCACGACCUCCACAGUGACAUAUUCCUCUGUUUCUUCAAGAGAGCUCCCGUGGUGAAAGCUUCCUCUAGAUUGUUCCAGUUCUCAGCAUUUCAGAGAAGUGCAGCUGAAAGGACUGACAGUGAAAACCAAUUGAACAAGGGCUUAAAAUGCAAUGAGGGGACAAUUCAAAGUGCAAUUGAUAUCUAGGGAGAUAAUAUGAUAUAAUAUGUGUUAUGGAUUUGGGGUUUUCCAUUUCUUACCAUUUCCUUCUCAGUGGUAGAGCUGUAUCGUACAGAGCAGUUGGGGUUUUCUAAGUAAACUGUACAUCUGUUAUAUCGCAUUGAAAGCCAAGGCCAAAACAUUGUGCGUCAAUAGACUGCAUCGUAUUGAUUUUGAACUCCCUUUUGGCUAACUGAGCUAGAUUUUUUUGUUAUUUUUUACUCUGACUUCUAUACAUUGCCUUCAACUUGGUUAUAGCUUUCUUGUGUCUUAUAAAAUGAGAGAAUUUAAAACAGAACGGUGUCCUAUUUGUGACAACCGGUGUUUCAAAGUUGAUGGUUAUUUUUGUGUAAUAAAUUGGUCUAUAGAUUUUCGUCUAUAGAUUGUGAGCCAGUCUGAAAAUAUUUCUGAGUACCUCAGUGAGCUGGUAUUGUGUUCAAUGUGAGUUGUGGUUUACAUGCUGGAGACAGUAAGUGCAUCAAUUUAUUCAAUUGUUGUUAAUGUACCUGAGGUUUUUGAGUAAUGGUAAUAUGAUAUUUCUUACUUGAUACCUAAUGAUUAAUUGUACGCUGAAGAGAUCAGUCAUUAUGAAUUGUAAUGUUUUGAUUAUUGGAUAAUAUUUGAAAAGGUUUCUCCAUUUCUUCUCACUGGCUGUCCAAAUGUAAUUCCCUAAGUAAAAGAUUGGUCUGUGGUCUCUAGAUGAAGUCUCUAGCUCCUAGAGGAUUUAGCAGUGCCACAGCAGCAUCUGCUGGAUGAAUAGAAUUCUACACUCUAGUAACUUCCAGCUUACUUCCACCAGGGAAAUGCUGUUGUGGGUCCAUAAGACAGUGGGAGAUUCAGUUUUGGAUCAAAGUCUGUCCUCUACUCCGCCGUCCUCCUCUCCUCGGUGACACGGACACCGAAAAGUGGUAGGAGAGUUUCAGUUCAGAGGAUGCUCAGCUGCAUCCUUACACGGAAGAGUUUUGAAAUCUGCCACACCCCCUUUGAAACAGCAGUUGUUUUCUCAGAGGAGAAAAGCAUGCACACAUUUAAAAAAGGAUGUGUUACUUAUCCUUUUAAUAAUAAAAUGUCUAGUUCAACUCGCUACAUGUUUAACACUUUACACUGGUAUUUUGGGAUGACACCUCUGUAAAUAUAAUUUGCAUGAUGAUGCGUUAGAGAGAGGAGAGUCUCAUUUCAUAUAAGCAUCAUGUUUCUACAUUCUCUUCUUGCCUCCUCGCCUCAAUUAUCUAUGAGCUUUUUCUAAAGGAGGUGAGGAGAGGACAGAAUAGAGGAAUCUAGGAAAUCCAACGGAGAUUCUCCCAUAGAAUCCCAUAACUGAGAAUAGGUAUGAAACUUAACAGAAAAUGGUUAGACUAACUUAGCCCUGCUACAUAUGGCAUAUGGAUGGUUAGACUAGCUUAGCCCUGCUACAUAUUGCAUAUGGAUGGUUAGACUAGCUUAGGCCUGCUACAUAUGGCAUAUGGAUGGUUAGACUAGCUUAGGCCUGCUACAUAUGGCAUAUGGAUGGUUAGACUAGCUUAGCCCUGCUACAUAUGGCAUAUGGAUGGUUAGACUAGCUUAGCCCUGCUACAUAUGGCAUAUGGAUGGUUAGACUAGCUUAGCCCUGCUACAUAUGGCAUAUGGAUGGUUAGACUAGCUUAGCCCUGCUACCUAUGGCAUAUGGAGCUGAAAAGUUGUGCUCUUUUCAUCUUACGUCACAAAGCCAGUGAUUUCCAAAAUUGAACAUUUCCGUCAAUUGUACAUCAAGUUAUUUGACCGUGCAAACAGUGUGAUUUAAGGUGAUUUGUCUACAUGUUUUUAAUAAUACCCAGUGCUAAAACAAUGGAAUAGCUCAAUUUUAUGUAUUGUCAUACUAUGUGAUGCACCAUGCUUCAGGCCUGAACCGGAUGAAUACCGUUCUAAAAAGAAAAUAAUAACAACCCGGCUUUUUUUUGUGUAUGGAUUUUGCUGUUUAAGUGUAUGUAUUACACUGAGGUUUGUAAAUGGAUAGUGAAAGCAAAUAACAUACAUGUACCACAGGCAUGUUGAGUGAUGACUAUGUGAUAUUGAGAAGAAUGGCAGAAUGCUACCGUGUGGGGUAACACUUUAUAAUAAUGUUCAGACAGGAACAUUAUUAUAAAGUGUCACCCAGUGGGGUAUGUAAGCCAGAUAAAGAUGAAAAAUGAGAGAAAAUAUUCAGUGUCUGAACUGCCAACGGAUAUUUCUUCUACUUUCAAUACCAUGUGAUACAGUGUUACUAUACUCCUGAUAAAGUGAGGUGUUUGUUUGGGAUGUGAACUACAGUACCUGAAGUAAGAUCAAAUUAAUAGCAAACUAUAACUUUUAUUGUUUUUUUGUUACAUUUCAAGUAUGCUAAUCGUACCCAUGUUUUAAGUGAAUAAACAAAAAAUAUUUUUAUUGACA
Salmo salar (Atlantic salmon) is the source of this 5234-nucleotide messenger RNA. Its product is annotated as muscarinic acetylcholine receptor M3. Gene Ontology annotation, cellular component: plasma membrane; synapse; dendrite. Gene Ontology annotation, biological process: saliva secretion; chemical synaptic transmission; positive regulation of smooth muscle contraction. Gene Ontology annotation, molecular function: G protein-coupled acetylcholine receptor activity; G protein-coupled serotonin receptor activity. NCBI's taxonomy places the organism in Eukaryota, Metazoa, Chordata, Actinopteri, Salmoniformes, Salmonidae. The record is from RefSeq and is a predicted model, not a curated record.